This is a messenger RNA of Aedes albopictus (Asian tiger mosquito), 1727 nucleotides long. RefSeq lists its product as uncharacterized. The coding region runs from base 1 to 1614 and encodes 537 amino acids. NCBI's taxonomy places the organism in Eukaryota, Metazoa, Arthropoda, Insecta, Diptera, Culicidae. The transcript is spliced from 4 exons. The record is from RefSeq and is a predicted model, not a curated record.
AUGACUGUCUCCAUAUCGUCUGUGGUGCGUGCGGAGCGCAAUGAUAACGUUUACACGGCCAAUGAGGAACAAAAUAAAACUCAGUCACGUUCAUGCACAGACAACCAAGCUUUGAUCUUCGACGUCGAUCCUUCGAUGUUCAUUCAUCCAGCUCUGCCGACUUCGAACAUUAUUUCAGUAGGACAGUUUCCGACCAACAUACCAGAUCCGAAACCAGGAACCUCACAAGAGCUAACAUUAUCGAUUCUAGGCCGUGGUGAUUCUAUCACAGGCUUGCAUGAUGAAAAUUUAUCUCAGCAAAGCAACCAAACUAUUAUCGAAACUGUGACUGAAGAGCAGGACGAACGCUUACCUGACGAGGAUGUGGAGAGCUACAGUCCGAAUGCCGUUGAUAAGAGAGGCCCCAGUACUGUAAUGGUACAGAAGAGCACUAAAAAAUUUGCAUCGACAGCACUGAAGUUCCAAUGCUUCCAAAUUAAUUGGAACAAGAUAAGCGACCACAUCAUUGGCCGCCUCCGAAGUUUGCAAAAGUUCAGUGGCGACAAUCCAGGUCAGUGUGCCCCUCUAUCCCUGCAACUGUCCAAAACAGAUUGGAGUGGCAUAACGAACUCCAUUGUUGAUCAACUACGAUCAAUUGAUACCGAAAUUCAGGCAAGCACAAUGGAAAAAGUUGCUAAGGACAUUGUUGGCAAAUACCCAUGCCUGAACUUCCUGGACGAUGAUGGUUAUGGAAAAUCACAAGCCUAUGUUUGGAUCAAACAUAAAAUGCUGAAUAGAAACUCCUAUCUCAACCGGUUCAAGCAGGAUAACGGCCAAGAAAAAACCAAUAGCGAUGUUCGCCGAAAUCGCAACGUACGUGCUGGCACGGAUAAGGCAUAUUGGGAGAAAUCAAGCAAGGAGUGCUCUAAGGAAAUUCUAUCGAUACUGGCAAGGAACGAACCCGAAACACUCACGCAGGAGUUUUUGCAAGCGUCUCAAUCAUAUGUUCGCUAUCGACUCGAUGAAGCUAAACCGCUGAAGGAUGUGCUGAAUGGUUUCCCGGUGUUGCGACGAAAACUUCUGCUGGAGUAUCAUUUCGAGAGUGCAACAGGAGCAUCGGCAAAAUCACUGGCGCAAUACUUCGCAGCAAAACGUUCUAAACUGAUCGAUUAUUCCAAAACGCAAAAGAAGGCGAUUCAUUUGGAUGCAACAUCUUCGGAUGUCGAUGUAUUCAGAUUCCUGUGCUCGUUGCUGCGAGAAAAGCUCGAGGACGUCAUAAUAUCGAAAGAGAUCGGCACGAAGCUUGAUGGCAUUUCCACCGACUGUUCCGGACCUGUACUUGUUGCCAUAGAUCUUGGAAACGAGAAACGGGUGUACUACGUUUUCGCUGAACAGGUACGCCUGACCGAAGGCGUGGAAAAUGUCGUUGCAGCAAUAUCGGAUCUUGUAUGUGUGCACUACGUACAUAAUUUCAUGUAUAUGCGUCAAAUCUCAAAAUUUUUGGAGUUCGUGCAAGAGUAUUUUUUCAAAAUUCUGCCUGUGACAGGUUCAAAAUCCAGUGCCACACGAAAGGGCCAACAGCAGCGGGUUGUUACGAGAGUGAUAAAAUCCGUUGCAGAGUACUGUGCGCAAUAGUUACAUGAACAGGAGCGCUUUUCUAUGGCUAGGUGUGAGAGUGUGAAGAAUGUGAAGAUACAUUUUGGUUCGCGGAGAAUAUACCGCACAAAAGCGGUUCGUUAUGUAAAUGU